Camelina sativa (false flax) is the source of this 2131-nucleotide messenger RNA. Its product is annotated as protein DA1-related 7-like. The record is from RefSeq and is a predicted model, not a curated record. NCBI's taxonomy places the organism in Eukaryota, Viridiplantae, Streptophyta, Magnoliopsida, Brassicales, Brassicaceae. Gene Ontology annotation, molecular function: ubiquitin binding.
UUCUUAAUACUUUCUAUAAUUGGUUACACUCCCACAGUCCAGUUGUGUAAAUUCUGGUCUAAGUCUCGCAACUGAAUAAAAAAGGAAAGCCAUGGCCUUCAAACCUUUUGAGCGUAUUCAUUCACACCACGGAUUAAGGUUGGGCAGAUCGGUGAAGAAGUUGGUUUCAGAGGAUGUGGUGGUGUCUGUCCUGCUUUAAACCUUCCACUAAACAUGAUCCCUCUGAGGAUCGUUUUGAAGCAGAAACCAAUAUUGUUACAGAUAUUUCACUGUAUGAAGAUGUCAUCUUACGCCAGAGAAAAUCAGAAGCUGAUCAAAUUGAAUGGGCCAUUCAAGAUGGCUAUAACCAGCAAGAAACUUCUGCUCGUCGUCGUCGUCAGCGAGAGCUGGAUGAUCAGAUAGCGCGUGGUUUGCAGUACAAGGAAGAAACCGAGCUUGAUAAAUCUUUGGUUGACGUAGAAGAUCAGCUGCUUUCUAAGAUUGUUGAGGAGAGUUUGAAGGAUAAAGGCAAAAGAAAGCAAUUUGAAGAUGGUCUUGUGGAGAAUGAUGAACAACAUGCUCUUAUUCUUCAGCAGAGUCUAUACAUGGUGGAGCCUCUUCCUCGACUCGAAGAAAAUAAAAACAUUACCCCAAUAACUCCGCUGAAAGAAGAUACGCAGGAGAGUUGCAAGGGUAAGGGCCAAAUAGAUCUUAACGUGAACCGUCCUCAUAGCAUUUGUGAUGGUUGCAAUUCUGCAAUUGAAUAUGGAAGAAGCUCUGUUAAUGCCUUGGGUGUUAAUUGGCAUCCUGAAUGCUUUUGUUGUCUUUAUUGCGACAAUCCGAUCGCUAUGCACGAGUUUUCAAACACAAAAGGGAGGUGUCAUAUAACCUGCUACAAGGAGCGUCGUCACCCAAACUGCUAUGUCUGCAAAAAGAAGAUUCCUUCAACCGUGGAAGGUAUAAAGUAUAAUGAACAUUCGUUCUGGAAGGAAAAAUACUGCCCUUCUCAUGAAGUUGAUGGAACUCCCAAGUGUUGCAGUUGUGAAAGAUUAGAGGCCUGGGGAACGAAGUAUGUAAUGCUUGCUGACAAUCGGUGGCUAUGCGUAAAAUGUAUGGAAUGCGCUGUUAUGGAUACUUAUGAAUGCCAACCUUUGCACUUUGAAAUCCGUGAAUUCUUCGAAAGCUUAAAUAUGAAGGUUGAGAAAGAGUUUCCUCUUCUUUUGGUGGAGAAAGAAGCGCUAAAUAAAGCUGAGGCGCAAGAAAAGAUUGACAAUCAGCAUGGGGUUGUAACCAGAGGUAUUUGUCUGUUUGAAGAGCAGACCGUUGAUAGUGUCAUAAAAAGGCCAAUCAUGGGGCCGAACAAGGAGCUAGUAGGCAUGGUUACAGAACCUCAAAGGGUUAUUGGUGGAUGUGAGGUCACUGCAAUUCUUAUCCUUUAUGGACUUCCUAGGUUACUAACUGGAUAUAUAUUGGCUCAUGAGAUGAUGCAUGCUUGGCUAAGACUCAACGGUUACAGGAAUCUUAAGUUAGAGUUUGAAGAAGGAAUAUGCCAAGUGCUAGGCCAUAUGUGGUUGGAGUCACAGACCUACUCCACCACUUCUGCAGCUUCUUCGUCUUCGUCCCACACUCCAGCUGCUAGUUCAUCAAAGAAAGGUGCUAAAUCUGAUUACGAGAAGAAACUGGUGGAGUUUUGCAAGGAUCAGAUAGAAACAGACGAUUCACCGGUCUAUGGUGUUGGAUUCAAGAAAGUUAACAAGAUGGUCUCAGACUCGAGCCUCCAUAAAAUCCUGAAAAGGAUUCCACAGUGGACGAAACCAGAUUCAAAUCUUUGAAGCAGCCAUUUAGGAAACACAUAUAAACAGACCCUUUUAUAUACCUGCAUAUAUAUAUACAAAAGCACCACUACAACAAAGUCCACAAGACACAUCAAGUACACACUUACAUCUUCUUUUUUAGUCUUUUAUUUUGGGGUCAAAAGUACACUUAUGUCUUUUUUUUCUUCUUUCUUUUUGUUGUGUCUUUUUAAAGACUUAAACAGAAAAAGGAUAUCUGGCAAAAAAAACAGAUAUGAUUACCCCAAUACCCAAUGAUGACAUUCUAUAUUCAGGACGUUAUAUCAGAGUAUGCCAAAAUCAUAGUACAAUUACAAUCA